ACCACCUCAGAAUAAAUUAGCAUUCGUUAACAGACGAGUUGUUCAUGCGUGAGCUUCAAUUUGUUGUUUUUUUUAGAGAGUUUGUUGAAGUGGAUUCAUGUGAAAGUUUUUUAAAGCACCAGACAAACAAAUCUCUCGCGAGCCUCUCACUUGGCCACGUCUUUCUUUCUUUCUGUUUUUUCAUUGUUGUUUGACGUCCAAAGCGACUUCCGAAGGAAUAUUAAAAUUCCGAGCACGUCUCGAGUCCCUGAGCGUCUCGGAGUGUCUCAGAGACUUUAUUGGAUUGAAGAACGCUGGUGAUAUUUACACAAGACAUGUAGCUCUGAAGAAAAACGUCACAUUUUAUUAACUUUUAUACCUCCGUGCGGACAAGAGAGCUUUCGGGACUGUGAGCUGACCUUCAUCGACAGAGACUCACACUCGGACAACACACGUUUUCAGAAAGGAGCAGAAGGAACUAAAUCAGUCAGCGUUCUACUGCAGCCAGCCAACAAACCAAGCAAACGCACUUCCCGAUUGAUUUAUUUAAUCCGAGCUCAAUAUGCGUAAUAAGCAUUUUGAUGCUUGAGGAGUUGAAGAGCUUGGAUCAUGACCAAUACCCAGCACACCCACCCAUCCUGAGCGCACAAAAGUGUUAGGAGGGGCGUGAGGGCUCAUGCCAUCAUCCUGCAGGUGGCUGUAACGGAGGUAACGUGAUCCGGAGACAUGACUUCAUCAUCAUGAGUGGAAAAAAAGGAUACAGAAUGCAUCAUUGAAAAGCCAAAGCCAACGUUUGAAAGCUGCUGGAAAGAUGAAGUUUCAGUGGUUAGAUUUAGAUGCCCCUACACCUUUUCUGUAAGACUUUACAAGGUUAAGAUGUCAAUCCCUUUUGAGUUGACUGUAACCAGAACCCAAACUGAUCUCCAGACAGAUUUAACACAGGGACGACCAUGAGUUUGAACACUGUAUGUCUCACCUGAUUAUGCUGAGCUGAACUGAGUAAUACUUUAAGAGCCAGUUCACAGCAGAUGUGCAAUGGUGCCUGCUGAAGAAAACCUCACAGCUGUAUUCAACCUAGACAGCUGUCUGAACUGCACCCAGCCACCAGUGUAUGAUGUAAAUCUCCCAAAGGUGGUGACCAUGGUGGUGGUCUUUAUGAUUUUCCUUCUGUUUGGAGUAAUGGGUAAUGUGCUGGUCAUCAUGUCUGUGGUGUGCCACCAACAUCUCCGAUCAGUCACGCAUUGCUUCAUUGCCAACUUAGCUGUUGCUGAUCUGCUUCUCAGCAGCGUGGUUGUGCCAUUGUCAGCCUCUUCCGAGGCACUGGGACGCUGGGUUUUGGGCCGGGCAUUGUGUGGUGUGUGGGCAUCGCUCGAUGUCCUGUGCUCCACCGCAUCCAUCUUCAACCUCUGCGUUAUCUCUGUGGACCGCUGGCUGGCUGUCACCUACCCGCUGCGAUACCUGUCUCUCGCCACAUCUAAGCGUGCUGUCGGUGCCAUGGUGGCUGUCUGGGUGGCGUCAGCUGGCAUUUCCGUCGGGCCUCUGUUUGGCUGGAGAGAACCGAUGCCUGAUGACGAAUCAGUAUGCAGCGUCAACGAAGAUCCAGGUUAUGCCAUUUUCUCUGCCUCCUGCUCCUUCUACAUUCCCCUCACUGUGAUAUUAAUCAUGUACUGUAAAGUCUACAUGGUGGCACGCAGGAAAGCAAGAAGACUGACUGAAGGACAGUGGCACAGUGACAUAAAGGGUGGGGCAGAGUUCAGGAUCCACCGUGGUAAUGCUCAGAGAUGCCAUGCUGAGAGAGGAAAGGAAGACGAAGGAAGUAGGAAAGGUCGCUCUUAUGGUGCCCUUGUGAAGCUGCUCUCGUUCUCAAAGGAGAUGAAAGCAGCGAAGACCCUGGGCAUAGUGGUGGGCUGCUUCAUCCUCUGCUGGCUGCCCUUCUUUCUCGUGUUGCCCCUAAGUUCCAUCUUCCCGUCUCACAGACCCUCAGACACAGUGUUUAAGAUCACCUUCUGGCUUGGAUACUUCAACAGCUGCCUAAACCCCAUCAUCUACCCGUGCUUUAGCCAGGAGUUCAAAAAAGCCUUUCAGAAUGUUCUUAAAGGCCUCUGCUUUCACAGAGCCACCCACACCCACACCACCACCACCACUAAUAUCACCCCUCUUACCCAAAUCUCCCCCCAUCCUGCCCUGCCCUCUCGUUCUGUCACUCUUUCUACCUCUCGGUUUACUCACACAGGGGCAGAUCGGGUGAGUAAAAGCCUCCUGAAGGCUUGCUGCAGCACUGGAGGCAAAACCAGCAGCACAGAGACUCGGCACGUCCUCGUCGACAUGAAAGGCGUGACGGGAGGACAGGCUGUGUGAGACACGACCAGCGUGAUCAGUAAGACACACUGGAUUAUAAAUGCAGCAGAGUUCACAAGCCUGAGUCCACUAGCAUGAUUUAGCAACAUUUAUCUACAGCUAAAACAUUGUUUAUACUGAGACAUUGAAAAGAACAGAAAAGAAAAAGAUUACACUCUCUUUUAUGAUGUGCAUGUCUGUGCUUGUACAUGUGUAUAGAUUUCUGCUUAUCUGUGUUCAUAAAAUUAGCAUUUAUUUGGUCAGUUCUUAACAAAAUUAAUAAACACAGUCAGACGGUCUCUUUCUCCUUUAUUUUUUGAAUAAAAAAUGCAACAUUUUGAACUUUUACUCCUAUCACGUUGUCACUUAGCGUGCUAGUUUCCUCUCUCUGUCAUUCUAUUGACUAUAUUUCAUUUUCCAUAAAUAUGUUGCUCAUACUGUCCACCUUAAAGAGAAAUGUUUCUCAGCUAGAUAUAAUAACUCAUCCACAAAGGACAAAUCCACUAUACUAAUCCAUAACACACUAUAUUAAUCCAUAACACACUAUACUAAUCCACACUACACUAUACUAUACACACUACACUAUACUAUACACACUACACUAUACUAAUCCACAC
Molecule: messenger RNA, 2933 nt
Organism: Tachysurus fulvidraco (yellow catfish)
Lineage: Eukaryota; Metazoa; Chordata; Actinopteri; Siluriformes; Bagridae
Gene: adra1ab
Product: adrenoceptor alpha 1Ab
Exons: 4
Coding region: 1015-2337 (440 amino acids)
Biological process (GO): positive regulation of cytosolic calcium ion concentration; cell-cell signaling; phospholipase C-activating G protein-coupled receptor signaling pathway
Cellular component (GO): membrane
Molecular function (GO): alpha1-adrenergic receptor activity
Source: RefSeq, a predicted model, not a curated record